Medicago truncatula (barrel medic) is the source of this 1113-nucleotide messenger RNA. RefSeq names its product vacuolar protein sorting-associated protein 32 homolog 2. NCBI's taxonomy places the organism in Eukaryota, Viridiplantae, Streptophyta, Magnoliopsida, Fabales, Fabaceae. Gene Ontology annotation, cellular component: ESCRT III complex; cytoplasmic side of plasma membrane; multivesicular body. Gene Ontology annotation, biological process: vesicle budding from membrane; late endosome to vacuole transport via multivesicular body sorting pathway. The record is from RefSeq and is a predicted model, not a curated record. The transcript has 7 exons. The coding region runs from base 182 to 844 and encodes 220 amino acids.
AUAAAGGUAGCACUUGCAAGUUCCUUUGAUCUUCCUCCAUCUUUGCCUUGGAAUCUUGUCCUCAACUUCAUCCAUCAUCAUCGGUUUUUCUUCAACCAGAUCGCCAGAUCCCAACUUCUAAUCCAAUCCGAUUCAAUUUUCAACGAUCCAAACAACAAUAUUUUUUGUUUCAAUAUUAAUCAUGUUUACGAGAGUUUUCGGUAAACCUAAACAAGAUACAUCCAGCAAUGCUCUUGCCACUUUAGACAAAUUAAACGAGACACUAGAAAUGCUCGAGAAAAAGGAAAAUGUACUCCUUAAAAAGGCCGCGGCAGAAGUUGAAAAAGCCAAAGAAUACACAAAAAGAAAGAACAAAAAGGCUGCAAUUCAAUGUUUGAAGAGGAAGAGGUUAUAUGAACAACAAGUCGAGCAGCUUGGUAAUUUCCAGUUGCGUAUUCAUGACCAGAUGAUAAUGUUAGAAGGUGCUAAAGCCACCACGGAAACGGUAGAUGCGUUGAGAACAGGAGCAGCUACUAUGAAGGCUAUGCAGAAAGCAACGAAUAUUGAUGAUGUCGACAAGACCAUGGACGAGAUAAAUGAACAGACCGAGAACAUGAAGCAGAUUCAAGAAGCAUUGUCGGCUCCAAUUGGUGCAGCUGCUGAUUUCGACGAGGAUGAACUAGAAGCAGAACUUGAAGAAUUGGAGAGUGCUGAGUUGGAAGAACAGCUUCUUCAGCCAACAUUUACAGCUCCUGCUCCCUCAAUGCAAGUCCCAGCUGGGAGGCAACCUGCACGUCCUGCUCCUGCAAAGCCGACUCCUGAGGAAGAUGAAUUGGCAGCUUUGCAGGCUGAGAUGGCACUUUGAGCGGGUGUGCGUAUCGAAUAUGGAUUUGUUCGGCUAUCUGAUAUUUUGUGUGGAUAUCUCAAGCAUAUGUUGAUUUAUAGGACAUGCACUGUGCCUUAAAAAGUUAUCUUUUGAUAACAAGUAUGUAAAUGAAAAGUAUGUUUCCUAAAUCAUUUUGAGUUAAAUAUUCAUAACUAACAGUAUAUGACUACCACAGCAAUACCAAAUAUGUGUGGACUACAAGCAUUACUUCAUAUUGGACUAAUCCAAUCAGAAAACUUCAUUUUUAA